AUGUCUCAACAAGCAGCUGCUCUACAGACCUAUAACAAUGAACUCGUCAAGUGUUUUGAUGACUUGUUUUCCAAGAGGGAACGGUUGAGGAAUCAGAUCAAGCAAGAAGAAGAGAUUAAGGAACAGCUCCAUUGUGACAUCCACAAUCUCUCGGAGAAGCUGAACAAAGUUAAUAAAAGCCUGGCACAAAAAACGGCUGCAUAUGACACCAUCGAACGCACCAUUUCAGAGACGCAGUCCGCAUACACAAAGAUCUUGGAGAGUUCACAGUCUUUACUGAGUGUCAUGAAGCAGGCUGGCAACCAGUGA
This is a messenger RNA of Nerophis lumbriciformis (worm pipefish), 309 nucleotides long. The record is from RefSeq and is a predicted model, not a curated record. Lineage: Eukaryota; Metazoa; Chordata; Actinopteri; Syngnathiformes; Syngnathidae.